UGGGCUUCUUUCCAGUUCUGAAGCAUGACGUGCUGCGUACCACGCUCCGUCAAGAGGUUUCUUAAAACACCAGAGCGUUUGCCGUCUAUAUCUGAGGGUUAUAGAGAUAGAGGGAAGAGAGGGAACGGGACAAGCAGAGAGGGGAAAAGAGAAAGACAUGGGCCUGACUCCAACAUUUGCAAGCCUUCUGUUUUUCUUGGGGUUACACGGGAUCUGUACAGGAUUUCUACAAGAGAACUGUACCAACUACAGUCUCCAGUUCGAGAGAGUUUUCUCCGUCCCUGGAGACAUGGCCAUGCUGAACAGCACCUUGGUGUCUCCGGAUGUCUUCGACUUCCAGACGGUCCCGUACAACAUCACCUGGUACGACUCGGAGACGGGCGAUGAAAUCAGCAACCAGACCGGUCGUAUCGUGGUGCAGGGAGAGACUCUGUGGUUUCUCAAGAUAACGGAGAACGACAGUGGGGACUACGUGACCAUACUGAGAACUCCUUUCCGGUGCUACAGGCAGGUCACCAAGCUGGUGGUUGAUCAGCCUGAAAAGUGUGGCAGGCCAAGAAAGUGCAAUCAAAGACUUACAAAAGGCGUCACCGACACCCUGCCCUGCCCUCUGAAGGACUACACCAGGAAACUGGACAGCUACAACAUCAGCUCCACCCUCACGUGGUACAGAGGUUGCGAGCGCAUAGUGGACAGGGUAGGCCAGUAUGUCUACAGGGAUAGGACCACGCUGCUGAUUAAAGAGGUGGGCGCUCAAAACAACUACGACUACACGUGUUCUCUGAACUUCACCCUCGGAGGCGUCGCGGGAUCCGUGUCGGAGACAAUCGAUGCGUGGGUCAGAGAUGAGUACUCUAUGGUUCCACAAGUGCAUGAACCAACCAACAGAACAAUCAGAGCAGAGAUAGGGACCAAUUUCAGCCAACUGUGCAGUGUCUUUGUGCCGGGUGUUGGGUUGCCCUUCGUUGACGUCAUUUGGUCCAUGGGAAACAAGAUAAUUGAUGCCACCCAUCCCUCUGAGCGCGUCUACACAAUAGCACAACCGUUCCGGUUCCAAGAUGGUUCUAAAAAAGGCGUAUAUAUGGAGCUUCUGCUGGCGUUCUCCCAGCUGAGGGAGGAAGAUUUCGAUGUCAACUACACGUGUCAAGCGCAGAGUGGCCGUGGCCAUCCUCAAGCAUAUUUUACUCUGCUAGCAGCAGAUCCAAACGUCAUGCUUCCCAUCGGAUCCGUGUUUGGCUGUGUGAUGGUUCUCUUCAUCACCAGUGUCAUCGUCUUCUACCUUUUCAAAGUCGACAUUGUGCUCUGGUUCAGGAAGAUGUUUCCAGUCCUCUAUAGAAGUAAAGAUUCGGAUGGGAAGCUGUAUGAUGCCUACGUGGCGUACCCGCAGUCCUGUGCCAUCGGGUUCAGCGUGGAAGUGGAGACGUUUGCCCUACACGCGCUGCCUCAUGUGUUGGAAAAGGCCUGUGGCUACAAACUCUUCAUAGCAGGUCGUGACUGCAUGCCCGGGGAGGCCAUAGUGGAUUCAGUGGUAGAGAACAUACAAGCCAGCCGGCGCCUCCUUCUGCUCUACACCGCCUCCACUUUCGCCAGCAAAAGACACACCAGCAGCACCAGCAGCACGAGCAGCAGUAGCAACAACAACAACCUCUCCAAGAACAACAACAGCGAGAGCACGACCGGCGGCGGCGGCGUGGGUUUCGACGAGGUCUAUCCAGACGCGAGGCAGCAGCUGGAGUGUCUGGCAGCUAUGCACAGAGCGCUGAUUGAGGGAUCGCUCAAGGUGGUUCUGGUGGAGUUGGAAAAGAUUACCCCGGCUCAGCUUGCUCUCUUCCCGGAGUCGGUGCGACACCUGAGGAAGAAGCAGGGUGCAGUGUGUUGGUGGAAGGAGCAGAGGACGAGGCAAAGGAGGAGGACGUGUACGACGAGGAGCGAGGAGGACAAAGAGAACGGUGGACGGGAGGACACAAAGUUGUCGCCGUCCCUCUCACCUUCCACCAGAUUUUGGAAGGAGAUUAGGUAUUAUAUGCCGGUGAGGGGCAAGAUGGCGGUCUACCCCGAGAAAACGGCCCUGUUGAACUUGUGAUGUGCUCGUGUCAACUAUUUGAACCAGGAAACCACAUCACAUCGUCACAGACAAUUCAGAAAGACGGUGUGCUCAGCAGAAGCUGCGAGGUGGAGUCGAGGCUACAGUACAGGAGCAAACACACACGAGGUACUUUCCUGUAGCUUGUGUAACUUUUCAAGUUGCAUAAUGUAAAUACUGAUCGAGAAAAAGGUGGAAGACGCUUUUUGCCCGAAGCCUCGAUGACGGCAGCUCACACUUGGUGUGCGGAUGAUCCCGCGGUGUGGACUAACUUGAAUUUGCCUGCAUCGGUUUAUGAACUGCUCACAUUCCCUGGCAAGUGGAGACUGAAGAAUGAUGUGUAUAAUAAGUGAAAUGUACAUAUGUAAAAUUAAAAAAGUACCACAAGGA
Scophthalmus maximus (turbot) is the source of this 2473-nucleotide messenger RNA. Its product is annotated as interleukin-1 receptor type 1. Bases 158 to 2083 code for a protein of 641 amino acids. The record is from RefSeq and is a predicted model, not a curated record. Gene Ontology annotation, molecular function: interleukin-1 receptor activity. NCBI's taxonomy places the organism in Eukaryota, Metazoa, Chordata, Actinopteri, Pleuronectiformes, Scophthalmidae. The transcript is spliced from 12 exons. Gene Ontology annotation, biological process: signal transduction.